CAUAAUUAAGGUUUUAUCAGUUCUGUGUCUGUGAAUAAGCCGCUCAUUACCUGACCAAGAUUAAGUCUGCAAAAUGAAAUACCAAAGAAGCCUCUUCAUGCUCCUACUGCUGGUUUGUAAUACUGUUGUUGCAUCAGAUUCUGUAAGAUUGUCCAAUGUUACUGAUCAAGUGAGGAGUCUGCUGAAUGAGCAGUUCAGUGGAACAGCGUAUAAUGACGUACAACAGCUGCUUCUGAACCUGACUGAGUUGGGUCUGGGUGAAGCAAUCAAUGGCUCAGUACUGGUGGACUCACUGGAAAAGAGUGUCAGAGCUAAACUGUCAUUUGUGGAGACACUACUGAAGGAAUCUUUGGCGGUUGCUGAGCAAUCUUAUUUCGCACGUUUUGAGAGUCCCUGUUGCUCAUGCGUGUACAACAGUUCGAAAACUCAGUGCAAGUCAGAAUGUAACAGCACCUUCUAUCAGCCUUUACUUAAUAGUAGUACUGAAAGUAACAUUUCGUCUGUGGGUGAUCUGAAUACACAAUACAGUGAGCUUUUCCAGCGCAAUGUUAGUUUUGAAGAGUCUGCAGUUCAUGUGCCUGGUGACAUCUAUUACAGAGACCCCAGGUUGAUUUGUUUUGUAGACUGGACAGCUAACCUCACCCAGCACUUCAGAAGACAGUCGGACAGUAUAAAUGCAGAGAGUGGGGUAACCUAUCAGUACUUUGGUGGGACACUGGGAGCUUUGCGUUUCUUUCCAGGUACUGUGUGGUCGAACCUCAACAACUGUAGUCGCUGUCCGUUGCCUCCUGUUGACACGUACCGUGCCACUGAGAGACCAUGGUAUAGCAGAACAGUUCCGGGCAGCAAAUUUGUGGCAAUCGUUCUUGACAUGAGUGGUAGCAUGUCUGGAUUCAGGCUACUGCUGGCAAAGCUGGCCAGUAUAGCACUCCUGGACACACUCACUCCUAAAGAUUACUUUUAUGUGGUUGGCAACCAGUCUGGAGAGGGUGUGGUCACUGGCCCUCUGUGUUGCUCCAGUGGAGUCACUAGAGCCACUCCAGAGAAUGUGCUAGCAAUGGGUGAGGUUAUAAUGGGGUACAGCAACACAAACCUGACUGGAAAGGUGGACUUUAGUGGAGCUCUGGAGCUCGUUUUUAAGCAGUUUAACGACACAAAUACCUGUCACCACAUCGUUGUCAUAUUUACUGAUCAAUUCUCCGAUAAGAACCAGCUUAAGAAUGUACUUGAGUCACUCAUCAGUGACAAUAAGGCUCGAGUGUACACGUACAUUGUUGGUCAGUCCACUGAUGAUGCUGUUCUCAGAGAGAUUGCUAGUCUGUAUGGAGGUGAUUAUUACCGGUUACAGUACUACAUUGACAUUCACCAGGGCAUCACUAAUUUUACCGAUGCACUUCGCUCCCUCACUUCAUACUCAACCAACGGAAAUUCUCCACUGAUAUUCUGGAACCAGUACAAAGACGUUUUUGGUGACUAUGUGCUAACUGGUAGUGUAUCUCUUUUUGUUGACAACCAAGAUGGUUGCCCGGAGUUUCUUGGAGUGAUGGGAGUUGAUAUCAACUUAAGUUGGCUUGAGAAUAAUUUUAGAAGGAAUUACCAUUUGACUUCGAGCUACUAUACAUUCAUGAUGGAUCUUACGGGAGAGCUUCUCUUUCAUCCUCAAAUAAAGAAAGACUUUAUUAGCAUGUCUUCAGCUGAUGAUGUUCUAAAACUGGACAUGCGUCAGUAUGAGCAUGCCAUCAAUGACUCUGAGCUAGAAAUAGUUCGUCAAUCGAUGCUGAAUGGAAAAACUGGAGAAUACACUGUCAUGGUUUGGCUGCCACUCAAAAGAGAAAGAAGAUAUGUCCAGAAAAACGUGACUUACUACUACAAACAAGUUGAAGGAGAACAGUUCAGUGUAGCAGUGGCUAUUGUUGACAGUUAUUUUAACAACAUUUACUUAGUGAAUGCAACGGAGAUCCAGCUGACCGUUGAGAGUAUGCUGAGUGCAAGAGGCAUAUCAUUGGAACAAAACACUUUUCUGCAGUUUCAUGGUGGUGUUGUAGUUGAAAAAGAUCUGGUUGAUACAGAUACUAGUGGUGUUCAGAUAUUUCCACACAACAACACCAAUGUCACCAAUGUUUUUGCAGAGUCCGAGAGAAGUGCACUUAUUCUAAGAUCACCCAUCGGAAACACAACUUCCACUGUACUAGGUAAACUGUAUACUAGGGAGUCAACCCUUCACCAAAACUUGUCAGCUCUUCUUGAGAAAACUACAAACGAAACAAUCAUUUUUUUGUUGGAUGGAAGUGGCUACAUUGUAGCAGCCAAUACGGAAGACUACACUCCAGGGACAAACUUGUUUGUCGUAUUUCCAAGUGUGCUACAGGAUCUUGUUUCUAAAGGAGUGUACGUUGAUUCAGGGACAGCAAUAACGGGCUAUGAGUUACAACCUUGUAUGAAAUUGGUGCCAUUUAUAAAUACUUGCGGAUUUACAGGAUGCAUUGACAAUGCUGGAUUCUCAGUGUACAAGGGGUUCCUGAUUUCGUUAUCCAACUGGGUCAUAUCUUUCAUCAGUGAUGGAGUAUGGAUGGCAGGAAGGUCGGCACUGCUAAGUGCUGUAGUUGCUGUUCAAGAUAUGGUAAAUAUGGUAACUGCUCUAAAGGACAACCGUACAGUGACUGGAAUGAUGACAUCAGUGGGGAAUUAUUCAAAAACAGACGACUGUCCUGUCGAUCUGUGUCUGAUUCAAUUUGUGGCACAUGAGCUGCAGAUAGAUUUCAGUGCCAUUGAGAAUGCAAAUGUUACUUGUAAGGAUAAUGAAGAACUUUUCUAUGAAGCUGUCCGUAUACCUGAUACAAACCUCCUACUGCUCUCUGUCAAUGGAAACUGUUCUGAUUGGUCUAAUCAAGAUCAAAAGUAUAGAAUCACCUGUCCUUGUGAUGCGACUGCUGAUGAUAACAUACCCAACUUCAGCACCCAGCAGUGCUUUACCACAACAUAUAUGAACGAUUGCUCUAACAGUUCACCCCACACUUUUUCAUCUCAUUUUAGCUUCAUUGGUAUAGGUUUAACAAUUGUUGCGUUUAUUCUCUUGUAAGUGAACACAUUUCAUCUCAUCAAUGUCCCCAAAUUAAUUAUUCUGAAUAAUAAUAUAUUAUUAUUGAGCA
This is a messenger RNA of Halichondria panicea, 3149 nucleotides long. Its product is annotated as voltage-dependent calcium channel subunit alpha-2/delta-4-like. Bases 74 to 3079 code for a protein of 1001 amino acids. The record is from RefSeq and is a predicted model, not a curated record. The transcript has 25 exons. NCBI's taxonomy places the organism in Eukaryota, Metazoa, Porifera, Demospongiae, Suberitida, Halichondriidae. Gene Ontology annotation, molecular function: voltage-gated calcium channel activity. Gene Ontology annotation, cellular component: voltage-gated calcium channel complex.